AUGUUUUAUGCUAUAAUGCUCUCGGACAACUGUCUCUCAAGCCUACCACCGACAAUAGGUGACCUUACGUGCCUUCAACGUUUAAAUCUCAGCCACAAUAAGCUAGAAGAGGUUCCUGCAAGCCUGUUUGUGCUCCCAGACUUAAGAUCAUUGCAGCUUGAUCAUAAUAAACUAAGUAGUUUGCCAGGUGAUAUGGGAAAUUUGAACGUCCUAGAGUAUUUGGAUGUAUCUCACAAUGAUCUCACAGAGUUGCCAUUAAGCAUAGGAUACUUGCAGAGACUUAGUAAGCUGAAUGCAUCUGAAAAUAAGAUAAAGGAGCUCCCAGUGGAAAUUGGGGAUUGCUUUGGCCUUGCCCAGCUUGAUCUAAACAAUAACCAGUUGACAGCUCUACCUGAGUCUCUGGGUAAUCUGCGUAAGUUAGAACAGCUGUAUGCCCGUCACAAUGCCAUCCAAGUAAUCCCUGCAUUGAACAAUUGUGUCGGUCUUAAGGAACUUCAUUUAGGAAACAACUUCAUUAAGGAAAUAGAACCAGAUCAGUUGAACUACUUGACUAGCAUCAGUGUCCUUGACCUCAGGGAUAACCAGCUUGAUAAUCUCCCAGAUCAGAUAACACUUCUUCAGGGUCUGGAACGUCUUGAUGUCACAAAUAAUAACCUGUCCACAUUACCUUAUCACCUCGGUCUGCUACCUCACUUGAAAUCUGUGCCAUUAGAGGGAAAUCCUCUAAGACUUAUAAGACGAGAUAUCGUUCAACGAGGAACCGUUCAGUUACUGAAGUAUUUAAGAUCAAGAGUUUCAGCUCCAGUGAAUUCAUUUCCUGGUUUUGAGAAUUCCCCUGCUGACACCAAUCUCUUGAUGGAAGAGAAGGCAAUCCCGGACAAGUACCAAAUGCGAACAUCACAGACAAUGAGCUAUCAUGAAAAGGCAUCAGAAAUACCAGACAAGCUAAUUGAAAAUGCAUCUGAAGCUGGAGUGCGGACAAUUGACUUGAGUAAAAAUGUUCUGACUCAAGUUCCAGAAAAGCUAGAAAUUUUGUCUGGACAUGUGUCAGAAAUCAUGCUUCCCAACAACAGAUUAACGGUGAUUCCUUCUUGGUUUGGGAAAUUUCAAAGACUCCAGUUUCUUGAUGUCCAAGGAAAUCAGCUUUCUGAUCUUCCAACAGAUCUGGCUGAGUUACUGCACUUGCGGGAAAUCAAUAUAAGUGCAAACAGAUUUGAACAGAUUCCAGCUUGUAUAUAUGAAAUGAAGCAGCUUGAAAUAUUAAUGGCUGCAGAUAACAAAAUUACUACUAUGUAUGUUGAUGGCCUUUCAAAGUUGGAACGGAUAGCUGUUUUAGAUCUUCACAAUAAUAGUAUAGACUUCAUUCCUCCAUUACUUGGAAACAUGACUCAGCUCAAAAGUCUUCAGUUAGAUGGGAAUCCAUUCCGUGUUCCCAGGAGGGCCAUCUUGGAUAAAGGAACUAGGGAAAUCCUCGACUACUUGCGGUCUCGAAUCACGAAUGAGUGAAAAUCUGUAAUUGUUGAGAUUUCAUUCAAGUUUUUUGUACUUAACAAGAAAGUUAGAGGUGCAUUAUUUAAACACAAUUCUUAAUUAAAGUAGAUGUGCUCUUCUUAUGCCACUAAUACAAUUUUUAGAAGUGGAUUUUUCAGAUCUUUAGAACUAACAGUUCCAGUGCGAAUAAGCAGUUGUUGCCAGAAUGGACUGUGAUUUUACAGUAUAAAUGUACUUAUACUUAUUCUCAUAUUUUAUCAAUUCUCUUAGUCUUAUUGAAAUUUGUGUAAUUAUAUAAUAACAUAGCAUGUCCGGAGUGAAUAAAGCCACUCACUAAAUAUCUAGUAGAGUAAGGGAAGACUGUGAUAUUGUACUUCUGACUUAACCCCAAGACUUAUCAUUCCUUUAGAUUAGACAAUAGUAGGUAGUUGUGAGUUGCAUUUAACAGUAUAAGUAUUUUACGAAGUAAGUUAUGAGGUCUUAGAAAAAUCUGGUAAAUGUACUCUAAUGAACAGUAGGCAAGUAAAGUAAAUAUAUUCCUAUGAAUGUCAGAAAAGUUUAGUGAAUGUAUUUCAGAAGGUAGCAUAGAUGCAGUGACACAGUCUAGAAUACUCGGUAAGCAUUUCAAAGUAGUGAAUUAGUAAAACCAGCAUACUCACAUUGAGAAGAAUGUUCAUGACAAUAGUUCUAUGGUAUGUUGUGCUGCACAAUAUUUAAUAUUUUAAUCCUAAUCAUAUCAGUAGAUUUGUACCGAAUUGUCAUUAAGUUUACCCUUGGUGUUCCAUAAUAAUUUAGAGCAGUUAGAUUAGCUUUGGUAUUGAGAUAAUUUGGAAUAAUUUCCUAAGGAAUUUCAUCUCAGGUCCUAAAAAAAAAAGUCCAAGGAGAUGCUGUGUUCAGUAAAAUUUGUCCCUUCAUAUCAUUGGCUCUUGGCGUGUAACGAGGGUAGUAGAAUGCUCAUUGAAAAGCAUUUGCUUUCUUAUACAGUAGCUAAUGACAGAGUCAAUGAUGCAUAUCAGAUUGGCUGUGUUACAUGUUAACAAGAAACUAAGGCUAUCAGGAUUCUUGGCAAGUUAAUUUGAAUCUGUUACUUGUUAGAAGUUUAUUAUUCUUUAAUUUAGGUUUAGGUUCAGAGUAACUUUUUAGAAUUGGAGAAAUCUUAAAUGUUUCAUUGCAACCUGGGUUGUCAAAUAUUUACUAUUAGUAAAGAUAUGGCUAGAAUAGUGUUGAAAUAUUGUGAGUAAACAGAGUUUUUUUUACAUAUUUCAUUCAUCUUGAAAGGGAAUAGAUUAAUUUUAUUCAAACUUUACUUACAACAAAUCUGUUCAUUGGAUUGAAAUCAUUCUCAUUGUUUCACAUAAAUUAUUUCAAUUCUUGAAUUAUAUUGUUAUUGAAGCAGCCAGUUACUAUCUCGAGAAUUUAGUGUGACAUUUGUUAAAAUUGGAGUCUUCAAAUAUGGAACAUUGCAAAUAUGUAACAAUUGUGUAAUUGUUGUUCUGUUCUUGUGAAGUGAAAAGUUAGAUUUGAAUAUCCAAGUUUGGCCAGUGAAGAAAUUCAGUUAUGUACUAAGUAUGCUCUAAACACAAAUAAUGCCUUCUAGAGUAUACUCUGACUUGUGUUUUUUGAAAAAAUCUGAAACACCUCAGGCCUCCUUUAACCUACUGGAAGCUUAAAUACUCUAACCAUCCAUUAAGUGCUAAUAUCUUCCUCUUAUUUCAGCUAACUGGUCUUUCUUUUAUGUGAUCUAAGUUUAUCAAUGAACAUUUUUUCCCCUUUUAAAAAUAGUGUGUAUAGAUUGCUAUUUAGUUGUAGGUUUUAAUGUUAGGGUAUGAGCAUGUUUUUUUAUGAUUAUCAGAAAUUAUCAUGUAGAUAUCUUAUAAAUUCUCUUACUUUAACUGUAUUGAAGCCUUGUUGCUUAGUAAGGUGAACAAACAAAUGUCAAAUAAUUGUUGUAAUACGUAAUGAGGAAAGCAGUAGUAGGAGUAUUAAGAUGAUAAUAGGUGAGACUUCACUCACUCACUAGGGUGAGAUCCACCUAUCGUCAAAUGCUCUUACUUCAUGGCUUUGUUUCAUCAGUAGCUGAAUUGUGUAUAGUGCUCUUCUAGACUUCCAUUCUUUUAUAAUCUUUGUUUUCAUAUUGUGGUUAUUCAGGGUUAUUGUAGGGUUUUCAAUUUCUGUAAAUAUUGAAGUUAUUUUCAUUUGAUAUUUGUUGAUUGAGAUUUUAUAUUCAACUGGUGAGCUUGUAUGCAGUUGAUGUAAUCUUUUGAACUUGUGACAUAAUUGAUCAACUCUCAUACUUUACUUCACUACAGUUUUCACCACUUAUUGAAGGACAAAUCUUUUUGUAGAACCUUUGAAAGUCUGAUGUGAGUCAUUGUUCUUGGUAAAUACAUAUAAUAAUAUGUGUCACAGCUAACUCAAUGACAUAUAGUUAGCCUACACUUGUGAUCAUCAUGGGUCCUAGACAUUAUUUCUCUGAUUUAAAAGAAAAUCAUUUUUAUGUAAGAAAACCAUGUUAAUAGAUAUUUUGGCUUCUGAAAUUAAUUACAUUUUAUUUUAUGUAGUCACGCAAACAAGCAUUUGUUCCUUUUAACCUCAUUUUUUUCCUACAACAAGUUAAGUAUAUGUUAGUUUUACCAGUCCACUGAGCUGAUUAACAGCUCUCCUAGGGCUGGCCCGAAGGAUUAGAUAUUUUAGAUGGCUAUGAACCAAUUGGUCAUCUAGCAACAGGACCUACAGCUUAUUGUGAGAUCUGAACCACAUUAUUUUUGAGAAAGGAUUUUCUAUCACCAGAAAUAAAUUCCUCUGAUUCUGUGUUGGCCGAGCUGAGAAUCGAACUUCGGACCACUGUAUUGGAAGCUGAGCUUGAAAACCACUAAUCCAACGAGCAACUUUUCCUACAACAAACUUACUAUUUAUAUUGCUUUUUUUUUUUUUUUUUUUUUUACUAUGAAUGUUCCUAGACAAGUACUCUUGACUAAAAACACAAAAGAGAAAACAAGCCAUGGAUGGGUGCUUUAUAUAUUCACAGAUCCAACAGCUUCUGUCAACCCUGUUCAUUUAUUUGUUUGUGUGUUGUAUUGUUAUGUGAUGUUAUUUCUGAGACUUUCAUCUAUGGCAAAAUUUGUGGUUUAGUUAUUUAUAUACUUUUGUUCUUUAUUAUCAUUUUCUGUUCCACUCUUAAUGUGAUAGUUUUUUCUGUUAACAUUUUUCCAAGUCGCUUUGUUGCUGUCCAAGAUGUAUUUGCCUUUACUGUUUUGCAUUAGUCUAACCAGAUGUUACAACUACAUUACAGUAGUUAUUUACUGAGGUACCAGGAAAGGGCGAUUCAUCAUUCAUCACUGGCAUCAAGCCUGAGCCAUGCUGGGAACUGCUCUAGAGCCCCUCAUAGCUGUAUCUUCUACAGAUAAGCCAAUUCUGCUUACUUGGAAUCAUACCAAGAAUCUGUGUUGGAGUCUUUAAGUAAGCAGACAGCAGAUGAACCAAAGAGACUUGCAGAUGUAUUAUAUGGUAGUAAUUCCUGGAUUUUAUCUUUGAGGAAAACUUAAACCAGCAUGUCACUUCAGUCUUCAAAAAAUCUUCAAAUGUUGACCACUGCCUAAGGCAAGGGGAGAGACUAGAUUUAUAAGAGGUCCAUCAUUUGCACCUGCAUCAGGGGAACCUUCUCCAACUACAGUACUUGGGGGAGCUGUCCAUGCAGAAUUAAAGGUAGAACACAGGUGUUGGUCAACCGCAGAUAUCCCAAGCACAAAGUUAUCUAAGGUAUAGCAUUUCUUUUAAGAUAUAUGUUCAGUAUUUGUUUACU
Macrobrachium nipponense is the source of this 5293-nucleotide messenger RNA. Its product is annotated as leucine-rich repeat-containing protein 40-like. Bases 1 to 1506 code for a protein of 501 amino acids. Lineage: Eukaryota; Metazoa; Arthropoda; Malacostraca; Decapoda; Palaemonidae. Gene Ontology annotation, molecular function: protein binding. The transcript has 10 exons. The record is from RefSeq and is a predicted model, not a curated record.